UGAGCGCCGGCCCGGCCCGGCCAUGCAGUCCCUGGAGGUAGGUCUGGUUCCGGCCCCGGCGCGGGAGCCGAGACUGACCCGCUGGCUGCGGAGAGGCAGCGGGAUCUUGGCGCACCUGGUGGCUUUGGGCUUCACCAUCUUCCUGACGCUGCUGUCCCGGCCGGGAACCAGUCUUUUCUCCUGGCACCCUGUAUUCAUGACCUUGGCGUUCUGCCUCUGCAUGGCUGAGGCCAUUCUGCUCCUCUCGCCUGAGCACUCCCUGUUCUUCUUCUGCUCCCGAAAGUCCCGGAUCCGACUCCACUGGGCAGGCCAGACCCUAGCCAUCCUCUGUGCAGCCCUGGGCCUGGGCUUCAUCAUCUCCAGCAAGACCCGCAGUGAGCUGCACCACCUGGUGUCCUGGCACAGCUGGGUAGGGGCUCUGACACUGCUGGCCACUGCUGGCCAGGCCAUGUGUGGGCUCUGCCUCCUCUGUCCCCGGCAAGCCAGGAUCUCAAGGGUGGCUCGCCUCAAGCUCUACCAUCUGACAUGUGGACUGGUGGUCUACCUGAUGGCUACGUUAACGGUGCUCUUGGGCAUGUGCUCAGUGUGGUUCCAGGCCCAGAUCAAAGGUGCAGCCUGGUACCUGUGCCUGGCUCUGCCCCUCUACCCAGCCCUGGUGAUCAUGCAUCAGAUCUCCAGCUCCUACUUACCAAAGAAGAAAAUUGAAAUCUGAGUCCUUCUGAACGCUGAAUCUAGGUGGAAUGCUUGCACUGGACUUCAGUGGUUCUACUGAUGACCUUCGAAUGGAUCCAUUUCAGAAGUAUUACUUCUUAGCUGGGUCAGGGGCUGCAGAAACCCAAACUGCUAAUGCUGAGGGAUGACUCAGUGGACCAAAAUGAGGAAAUGUACUCGGUGCAAGUGAAAGGUGAUGGGGAGCCUCUGUGCUUGAUGGGAGACAGACGUGCUGGGUGGUGGUGGUGACGUCGGUGGAAAUCUUUUCUUGCUUGUAUGCCUGAUGAAGAGUUGGGUUCUUAUAACUUAUGGUUGGCAGCUAUGGCACUUUGAAUCACUUUUGAGAAAACGGUGUGAUAUGGUGGAGAGAGAGAUUAGGCUGAUAGUUCUCAUAGGUUCUGUUGUACAACCUUAGGCAAGUUACAUGCGCCAGGACCUCAGUGUCCUCAGCUGUGUAAUGAAUGUUUUGAAACAGUCUGUCAAGCUGCCGUCCCAGAACACCCUCCCGGUUCUGGGCCAUGGACUCAGCCGCUCAGACUCAAGAUGGAAUUCUUACAUCUGUUGAGCCCCUACCUCUCUGGUGGGGCAGGUCUGCCUUUGUUGCCUUUUAGGAAUCGGUGUUAAUGUAGCCCCUGGACCAGGGCACAUGGGGGCAGGCACUGUGGAGAGAAGGGUCUCCUGAACUCCAAGGCAGUAAAGCACUGAAGUCACUUUAUUGUUUGGGAGGAAGAGGACAGCAUCUUAACAACACUAUCUAGAGCAUCCUUCAGCUUAGCGGAUCUGGGCUUGACGGAUGCACGAUAUCCGUUCUCAGUCACAAAGUCCUUAGCAUUUCACGCUUUGCCCUUAUCUGGCACAUAGCUUCGUGAGCUGUCCUGGAGCUUUCAGAACAAAAUAACUGAGAAAGUGGCGCAAGGCUCUUCUGAUCUAGGGAAAAACCAAGUCUCCCUGAUUCCCCUCUCAUCUUGUCAUCUAAGCUUUCUCAGUUCAAAAACCUCUUGCCAGCUUUUUGGCCCAGAAGGGGACUGAGUUAGGUGCCAGCUGGCAAAUGUGGGCUGGGUCUCCUUUCCUCCAGACUGCCCUCCAUGAUGAGGACUGGAUGCCAGACUAGUUAGCUCUGGUCUGGCUCAGUCCAGGAGAUGGAGCCUCCGUGAUGACGGCAGGGACUGAUGUUGAGAGGAGACAGCUCAGUGGAAACUCUGGGAGGCCUAGGGUAUAGGGACUGGUGCUUCCGGUCCCAGGAGGUGGGGGAGGCCUGCCUAAAUGGCAGUGUUUGGGAUGUUGCAGGCUUUUUAAAAAUGCAGGCCCUCCUCUCUGGGUGGCUCAGAAGCAAAGGACCUUCGCAUGACUCAACAGUGCUAGAAGGGCGGCUGCAAGGACAGGAGAGUCCUCUAGGGGACCUCACUUGGCUCCUCCUUGAUCAGGUGGCAUCUCCCAGGAACCCUCUAGACCCUGAGCAGCCAAACUGGGGCCCUGCUACGCAGAGGACGAUGUUCCUGUCUCUCUCAUUGCCCUCUCUCCCCUCUCAAGCUAGCCAGUGUGAUCUGAACUUGGAAGGGGUGCUCACCUGGGGUCACUUCCAUCAGGGGUUCCAUCUCCUCUCCCUCCAUUAUAUGCCAGCGCUAGGAGUCUCGCCCUGCCUACAGCAGCGUGAGGGCCAGGUAGGGCGCUCCAGCUUGUUCUAAGAGCCAAGCAGGCAAUGCCAUACAGCCUGAGCCUGCCUGAGGUGUUGCCUCCUCCCAGGUGGUGCGGGGGCUGGCGGGCGGGCGGGCAGGCGGGCUGACAGCCGGCAGUUUGCGUGGGCUGUGCCAGCUGAUGUCUAUUCCCAGCCCUGGGAGGAAGGGGGAAGUCAUUUAUAUUCUGCAGGAGGAAAAGGCCCCAGCUGUCACCUCUCUGACCAGUAGGCCUGGAGGACAAGGGCACAGGGCAGAGAGGGGACGCUGGUGGGAUCUUAUUUAUCUGGUCUGAUUGUGGUAGAGGGUGUAGGUCACCAGGAGGUGACUGGCCAGAUUGUGGGGGGACUUCCCUCCCCUCCUCUCUUUGUAUUUCAUCACCACCUGCCCUCACAUCCUGGGGCAGCAGCUGGACAGCCAUCAGACCUCAGUGCCAGGGCGCUCUUCCUCCAGCUGGGAUCUGGGUGGCUGCCGGCCACAUAUGUCUCCUGCUUGUGUGUUUUCCUCCUCCCUAAACCCCCUGUCCCCCACUUCCCCACAUCUCCCCAUCUGGGAUAUUAGCUAGCUUGCUCAAAAAUGAGGAGAGGCCUCAGGAGAAAAGCAAAUGGCCCCUGGCUAGUGAAAGUCAGUCUGUUUCGCCUUAAAAAAAAAGUCAGGGUGCUCAAAUUAAAAACAAAACAAAACUGUGUCAUUUGCACAAAUUUGCAUAUCAAGCUCACUGAGUCCUAAUUCCAGAUGAUUAUAUUUAAACUCAACCUUGAGGAUAUGAGAUGAUUUUUGUGUCUAAAUCCAGAUGGUAAUAGGAUUUCCACUCCGGGUUCAGAUGCACCCCAUCCCAGACACCCACCAUGGCUGGGAGGGGGGUGGUAAAUGGCAGGGCUUUGUGUCUGGGCGGGUCUCCCAGCCUCACCUCUCAGCUCCUCAGCUGCUUCAAGGUAGGCUGCUCUCUGCUGUCAGCGGCGCCUCCUCUCCCCACCCUCUCACAGGGCAGACUACCCCUCCCUGCUCAGACACUGGCCUGUCCCUUCUUCCUCCCUGUCCCCACCCUCCCGCCCCCGUGCCUGGCUGCUCUGGGUCUUGUUUUUAAAACCUCGCUGUGGGAGAUCCAGGCAUCCUCCCGAGCCAGCUGGCUGCUGUGCCAAGCCCUGUUCAGAGUUAAUAAUAAUCAUUAGCUGAACAGUGUUGGGGCCUUUCAGCUGCAGAUCUCUAAGCACUUGCAGGCUGAGUCAGCCAGCCCUCACCUCCCCCCUUCCUGGGCUGCCUAGUGGAACAGAAUGGGGUAGCACUAUGGGGGGGGGGGUGUGUGUGUCAGGAGUCUCCCUCCCAGCCUUGUUUUGCGGCUUCUUUCCCUCGGGAGUGGGCACUGAGUGUCCUCUGAGGACACUAACACUGCCUUUGCACCCAACAAGGGUCACUGGAAGAACAGUGGAUGAUCCCCUGAGACUGGUGGUGGCUGCGGUGGUGGUUGACCCUGAACCUCUAGUCUUCCUGCCUUCCCUUCUGUUUACUUGUCUUGGCCUCCAGAGGACACCCCUGGUCCUGAAGCCCUAACCUCAGCCUCUCUGGUGACCCUCUGCAGGGAGCUGGGAGGCUUCUGGUUUUAGUGCCAGGGAGCCCGUGUCUGGUGGCUCAGAGAGCUUGGGCAUCAAGCCCCUAACCUCAGCCCCUCACCUGAUGUUGUGUGGCCCUGGGUGCAUCAUUUACUGCUCAACCUACCUCACAGGGCUGUUGUGAGGGUUAGAUGACAGAACGUGUUCUCAGGCAUCCGCAAGUUUGAGACAUUAAACAAACGGAAACAGCUGGCGUUGUGAUGUUGUCCUUCCCGCUCUCACUCGGCCUAACCCUGGGUUUUCUGCUGCUUUUAGGGAGGCAAUAAACAGUUAUGGAUAAUCAUGCUUAGGGCACUCAGGUCUGAGGUCGUGUUGCUGGCCACUGUAGGAGAACAGACACAUUUCCUCCUUCCAGUGCCAGCUCAGCUCACCCCACACUCACCUGGCCAAGGCAGCCAUUGCACCCAGGAAUGACACCAGCCUAUGACCCAGUGAACCAGCCCUGCAUGCUGCCUGCCUGGUGUUUGAA
This is a messenger RNA of Talpa occidentalis (Iberian mole), 4463 nucleotides long. RefSeq names its product probable transmembrane reductase CYB561D1. Bases 23 to 712 code for a protein of 229 amino acids. Gene Ontology annotation, molecular function: transmembrane monodehydroascorbate reductase activity. The record is from RefSeq and is a predicted model, not a curated record. The transcript is spliced from 3 exons. NCBI's taxonomy places the organism in Eukaryota, Metazoa, Chordata, Mammalia, Eulipotyphla, Talpidae.